This is a messenger RNA of Cicer arietinum (chickpea), 1157 nucleotides long. Its product is annotated as U1 small nuclear ribonucleoprotein C-like. Gene Ontology annotation, molecular function: zinc ion binding; pre-mRNA 5'-splice site binding. The record is from RefSeq and is a predicted model, not a curated record. Lineage: Eukaryota; Viridiplantae; Streptophyta; Magnoliopsida; Fabales; Fabaceae. Gene Ontology annotation, cellular component: nucleus; U1 snRNP. Gene Ontology annotation, biological process: spliceosomal snRNP assembly; mRNA 5'-splice site recognition; mRNA splicing, via spliceosome.
UUCGCGAAGGAGUAAUAGGUAAUAACGAGCUCCCUCUCUAAAUGAAAAAUAAGUAUCUCCCAUGGUGAUUUACUGAUAUUCCAGAAAGUUCCACAGUUUGGGCAUAGCGUUCAAGCUGAAGGGUUUUCCGUUGUAGCCAUCGACACUGAAUCAGCAAUGCCUCGGUACUACUGUGACUACUGCGAUACUUAUUUGACCCACGAUUCGCCAUCUGUUAGAAAGCAACAUAAUUCUGGAUACAAACACAAGGCAAAUGUGAGGUCUUACUAUCAGCAAUUUGAAGAGCAACAAACCCAGAGUUUGAUUGAUCAACGGAUCAAAGAACAUCUUGGGCAAGCUGCGGCUUUUCAGCAGGUUGGUGUGGCUUUUAAUCAUUUAAUGGUUCAAAGGCCAAACCUUCCUCCUGUAAUGCCACCCCCAAGAUUUCCUAUUCCUGGAACUCAACCAAUGAUGCCAGGGGUCAGACCUCUCAUGCCCAGACCGAUUCCUGGGCCACCGGGGUAUGUUUCUGCACCUACCAUGCCACAAAUGAUUCCUCCACCUGGGGCCCCUCAGAUACCGGGUCAGCUAAUUACCCUACCAAGGCCACCUUCAUUAGCUCCCCCACCUACAGCUCCUGGAAGCACUGCAGCACCACCUUCCAAUGGUGCUCCCUCAAUGGCAUCAUCAGCAAUGUAUCAAACUAAUCCACCGGCACCAUCAUCUGGAGGCUAUGACAAUUACAACGCCAAUGCUCAAGCACCUGAGGGCAAUCAGUGACCUGGUCUAACUUUUCUCUCUGCAUAAUCUCUGUUGGAGUCUUAUGACUAGAAUUAUCUGUGCUCUUUCAGUCAGCUGUUGCUCGAAUGAGGACUCUCACAAGCCAUAUUUGGCCAUAUUGGGAGCAAUCAUGUACUUAAAUUAUUUGUAUGUAGCAUGUCAAGCAGCUUGAAUGUGGGAAAAAGUUUUUUACUUACUUUUUAUCCCGGAUGAAAAAUUUAUAUUGAAGUGCUGAUUGUGUGUAAAUUUUCUGACAUGGUUUAUGAUUGUCUUCAUUUUGCAUCUGCUUUUUCUUUGAGAUCGUAGCUUUAUCAAGUGACAUAGUUGCUACUACAUGUUCGAGAGAGAAUUCAUAUAAUUCAUAUUAAAUGCUAUAUGCUCCAAAUCUUUUGGAUGAA